Molecule: messenger RNA, 966 nt
Organism: Tetrahymena thermophila SB210
Lineage: Eukaryota; Ciliophora; Oligohymenophorea; Hymenostomatida; Tetrahymenidae
Product: transmembrane protein, putative
Exons: 4
Source: RefSeq, a predicted model, not a curated record
AUGGAUAAAGCUCCUCGCAAACCUAAGCAACUUUAUAGAAAGGAUGCUUAAAUUAAAUCUGAAUAAUAUAUGAAUUAUGAUUUAUUCCAAAAUGAGGAAUAGACAUCAUUUUUAUCUUAAUCUUUCUGCAGCUCAGUUUCCCAACGUGAUAAAGAUGGGGAAAAAAUAUUUAAGCCUUGUAUUUCUAAUAGUAUAUUAGAUAUAACUACUGAUGAUAUAUAAGUUGAAUAAAGCAGAACUAAUAUAAAGUUUUUACCCAUAAUUUACCUUUUAUCAAGUGGAAUAACUAUGUUUGGAGGAAUAAUAAAUUAAUUCCAAUAAAGAAAACAAAAAAUAGACACUUUAUUGCCUUAGUUCCUUGAGUUACCUUUUAGAUAAUUGCACAUAUUCUAGAUUGGAAUUGCUUUGACUUCAGUGACAGGAGUAAUUAAUCACAUUCUAACAUAUUUAAUGUGGAGACAAAGCAAAUAACAUUAUAAUGAUGCUUAACUUAUAAACUGCCUAAUAGGAAUUUUUUCUCAACUUUCCAUUUUUGUAUUCUCUAUACUACCUUCUGCUAUGCCUACCAAUUUAGAUAUUAGAUCAGAGGAUUGUAUGUUUUUAAAUCUAUAUUUUGUUGCUAGUUUCUUAUAUUAAUGCAUAUAUAUGUACUGCAUGGUAAGAACAGUACCAAAGAUGAUCAAAAUAGCCUAUUCUUACUAAAUUAGAAUAGCCUUUUUCGUUAUCUGUGUAAUCGUCUUUGUCUUCUAUGGUUUUACUGGAAUUGCUGGUUAAGGUCAUUAUCUUAGAAUUGAUUAAUUAGCUAUUUAAAACGCAAACUCUAUUUGUGCCUUUAUUUUGUUUGCUUUGAAUACAGUCUUCAUAUCUCUUUUUUAUUUUGACCUAAAAACAGUAAACUUGAUUCUAAAAUUUGCUCACAUUCAAGAUGUAAAAAAGAUAAGAAAAUACAACCAAAGCAUAUUAUGA